GGACUGGUUGGCUCUUAUCUUACAGGUGACUCCUUUCAUUCCGUCUUUUUUAAAUAAAUACUUUCACACCCGGAGAUCUUCACCUUUCUCUAAGUUUCUUCUACCUCGAUUCUUCAGCCUGGACUUUUCCUAGCAUCUACCUCUUAGGCUUUUUUCCUUCUCCUUCAACUCAGCAACAUGAGUGUGGGCCCAGCUUGUCCCCAAAGCCUGCUUGGCCCCGAAGCAUCCAACUCUAGGGAAUCUUCACCCAUGCCUGAAGAAAGUUACGCGUCCUUGCAAACGUCAUCUGCUGACACCCUCGACACGGACACUGUCUCUCCUCUUCCCUCCUCCAUGGAUCUGCUUAUUCAGGACAGUCCUGAUUCUUCCACAAGCCCCAGAGUGAAACCACUGUCCCCGUCUGUGGAGGAGAGCACAGAGAAGGAAGAGACGGUCCCGGUCAAGAAACAAAAGAUUAGAACUGUGUUCUCGCAGACCCAGCUGUGUGUGCUCAAUGACAGAUUUCAGAGGCAGAAAUACCUCAGUCUCCAGCAAAUGCAAGAACUUUCCAACAUCUUGAACCUCAGCUACAAGCAGGUGAAGACCUGGUUCCAGAACCAGAGAAUGAAAUGUAAGAAAUGGCAGAAAAACAACUGGCCGAGAAAUAGCAAUGGCAUGCCUCAGGGCCCAGCAAUGGCAGAAUACCCAGGCUUCUAUUCCUACCACCAGGGGUGUUUGGUGAACUCUCCUGGAAACCUGCCCAUGUUGGGUAACCAGACCUGGAAUAACCCCACGUGGAGCAACCAGAGCUGGAACAGUCAGUCUUGGAGCAACCACUCCUGGAACAGUCAGGCCUGGUGCCCCCAAGCCUGGAAUAACCAGCCUUGGAACAAUCAGUUCAACAACUACAUGGAGGAAUUCCUGCAGCCCGGGAUCCAGCUCCAGCAGAAUUCUCCCGUCUGUGAUCUGGAGGCCACCCUGGGAACUGCUGGGGAAAAUUAUAACGUAAUACAGCAAGCUGUCAAGUAUUUCAAUCCCCAGCAGCAAAUCACUGAUUUAUUCCCAAACUACCCUCUCAACAUACAGCCUGAAGAUUUGUAAAGUCUAUUUGUGACGGCUACUGUAUGGGAUCUUAAUGUGAGCAGAGACUGUGUAUUCUCUAGAUUUUUUUCUCGUUCUAGAAUUCUGUACCACUGCCCCUUAGUAAGCUGCUUUUCACUAUACCUUCUGUGUCAAUUUGAGGGAAGGGUAAUGAGUCCAAUAAGAGGUUUCAGAAGCAUUGUACAACAUGACAAAAGGUGUCUGGCUAUAGAUAACGCGAUUAUAGUAGUUUGGAUAUAAUAUAUAAUAUUUUGGAUACUUUUAGGAUCUGGAAUCUAACUUUAAGCACAGGGGGCAAAAGUACAAAGACAUAUGAUGAGGAUUAUUCAUAUUUUCUGGGAUAGGGAGGCUUUACUUGUUAAGAGUCUCAGUCCUUAAGAUGAAGAGUGCUUUACUGAUUUCCACCACCCCUUUUAGCUAUUUUACUACAAUGCCUAAUUUGUUCAUCACUUUUUGGAGAACGAUAUUUUGUAUUUUGCCACAUCGUAAGUAGUACCAGUUUGGCUGGUUUGUUGUUUAAGUACAAAUAAAAAAUAGCCAUUUUACAUUUA
This is a messenger RNA of Bubalus bubalis (water buffalo), 1631 nucleotides long. It is a transcript of the gene NANOG, whose product is annotated as Nanog homeobox. The record is from RefSeq and is a predicted model, not a curated record. NCBI's taxonomy places the organism in Eukaryota, Metazoa, Chordata, Mammalia, Artiodactyla, Bovidae. The transcript has 4 exons. The coding region runs from base 178 to 1080 and encodes 300 amino acids. Gene Ontology annotation, biological process: regulation of transcription by RNA polymerase II. Gene Ontology annotation, molecular function: DNA-binding transcription factor activity, RNA polymerase II-specific; RNA polymerase II cis-regulatory region sequence-specific DNA binding.